UGUGCCGGGAUGGACCGAAGUGUGACAGAGUGAACACCAUCCCGUUUCCUCUCUCUCUGUGCGCACUCCCUGCAGCUUGGCACAAGGUUCCAAAGUGCGCAUCCCUCUCCUCGGUCGUACCAGCGAAUAUGUUGAGGAUUAUUCUUGCUUUUGCUCCAGUAUCUUUCCUCUCAUCACCUCUUUACCAUGCAAAACUCAGAAACUCCUAAAGCACUUUGGAUUUAGACGCGUGCGCUCCGCAGCAGCAGCAGCAGCAGCAGCAAGUGGGGCUGAGACCUGACCAUGACCACCUGUCUGAUCGGAUGCCCCGAUGAGAGAUCCAGUUGACAACCAGCGGGCUGCAAUGGCGUACAAUCCUUUCCAAGCUCGUCGACCCGGUGGUGCCUUGCCCCUGUCAGCCUUCCUGACCGCCGCCCAGCCCUCCUUUUUCACCGCGCUGGCUUUCCCCGACGUGUCCUCUCUGCCCGAGCCCGUCCCGGAGCAGGCUGCCUCUGACGCGGGGCUGCGCGCGGCUCUGCGCCGCCAGCAUCCGAGCCUCCACCCGCGGUCCACGACGAGCCUGCAGCCAGAGGCGGCGGCGGCGCCGGAUGAUGACCCGAGCGUCACUCUGGAUUCGAACUGUCUAUGGAAUGAAUUUCACAAAAUGGGAACUGAGAUGGUCAUUACGAAGUCAGGAAGGAGGAUGUUCCCGCCUUUCAAAGUGAGGGUGCAGGGGCUCGACGAAGCAGCCAAGUACAUCCUGCUGAUGGACAUCAUCGCCGUCGACGACUGCCGCUACAAGUUCCACAACUCCCACUGGACGGUGGCCGGGAAGGCCGACCCAGAGAUGCCAAAGCGCAUGUACAUCCACCCAGACAGCCCGUCCAAAGGGGAGCAGUGGAUGAGCAAGCCCGUCGCUUUCCAUAAACUCAAACUCACCAAUAAUAUUUCGGAUAAGCACGGAUUUACAAUUUUGAACUCCAUGCAUAAAUACCAGCUCAGGUUUCACAUCGUCAGGGCCAACGACAUAAUGAAGCUUCCCUACAGCACCUUCCGGACUUAUGCUUUCCCUGAGACAGAGUUCAUCGCUGUCACUGCCUAUCAGAAUGAAAAGAUUACGCAGCUGAAAAUCGACCAUAACCCCUUUGCCAAAGGGUUCCGAGCCACUGGGAAUGGGAAGCGAGAAAAGAGGAAUAAUCAGCUGAACGUGUCUUUGCUGCAUGAGAGCCAAAGCAAAGUGGACCGGGACAGUGCCGAUUCCGAGGACUCGUGUGAGCCGCCCUGUACCAGUGAGCCCUUCUGUUCCCCUCUGGAGCUGGUGAGCAGCCCCCUGAUGUCCACCCCAACCUGCUUCGACGAGAACAACACUGGAGGUGAUUCAGAUAUUGAGCUCCAACACGAGGACACUGCAGAAGCCAGCUGCUCCAGGGAUGAACAUACUCCUACUCUGAGUCUGAGAGGCGAGGAGCUACUGCGGAACAGGUCGGCUCUCAGCAAGAGUAACGACAAUCAGGACGCAACAAAAGAAAGAGCAGCGUUUGGAACCUCAGAUGAGAUGUACUGCGUGGAGAUGGAGUCUUCAAAAAAGCACCUGAGUGAUACCGAAGACGGGGUCGUGCCUGUGAGUCCGUCAUCAUCCCUCAGCGACGGUCCCCUUCAGACUUUGGAUUUUGCAGGUGCACACGGCCAACAGUUUCUUAAGCUCGGGGCACCCUUGUUGUUUCAUCCGGGACAGUUGUCAGGGAAACCAGAGAGUUUCCCCGCUGCGGGUAUGGGACAUCUAUUUUCCUCUUUGUCUGGACUAAAUGAACUAGAAAACGGAGGCCUGCCUCCUCAGAGCAUCUCCUCUCCAUCUCCCUUCAUGUACCACCUGUCACAGCACAUGCUGGCAUCUCAGGGACUCUCACUGUCACCGUUUGGAGGAUUGCUGUCGUACCCGUACCACUACAUGGCCGCCCCGGCAGUGAUCAACCCGGCUCUGCACACUUCUACCAGAAACCACUGUUUCCGCAGCUCCCGGUCGCCUUGGUUGCGUUUCAGCCCCUAUCCAAUCCCGACCUCUGCCACUUCGAGCCAAAGCCUGUUUGCGGACAGAUCAUCUGGAGGCUCGAACUCAUUGUCGGAGCUGUCCAAGUCAAACAGCAGACAGUCAGGUCAACUGUGCAACAAUCACAGCCACAAAACCACGGCUAAGCAGAGGACUCCUGCACAUAAAACCACUGUUAAGGGUUCAAUGGAUGAACUGCAGAACGUAUAUAAUCUGGUUAUUGAUAAACCACAUACUCCCUAAAAAAGUAUUUUAUCACUUGUUUUUCAUUUUACACGUGAUGGACUUUAAUGAAGAUUUCACUGACAAAAACACAGAGAAUAGUUUAUGAAGUUGCACAUAAUAAUGACCUGUAUGUGUUGCUGCUUUAUAACAUCUUAUUAUAUAAUAGAUUAAACUUACUUGAAGUUCAAUGAAAGCUACAAUGAAAACCACGAUUUUGACCUUGUUAACACAUCCACAUGUUUUUUUUUAAUAGAUAAUAACACAUUUUAUGAGCAAAAUGAGCAUUCAACACCAUGCCUGAGUUUUUCCACCUUGACAGCCUCAGAAGAAGGAUUUGGACAGCCAGGGUUUCAUGCGUCUUCUUGAUCUUCGGAGUUGGUUUUUUACAAUAUACAUGAAUUACUCCUAUAGCUGUAGCAAUCAUGUCGCGUACAGUAGGCGAAUGGCUGAAGGGUGGAUAGAGAUAGAGGUGGGUCAGUUUUCAUGAUAAUAUAAAUGUGAAAGAGAGGACACAGCUUUCCCUUGCUUUUGAACAAUGCUUAUUUUUAACCUAGAUGUCACUUGCUCAAGCAAAUUUCAGACAUAGCCACGCCCCUCUGCCAGAUUACCCCUUGCUGGAAAUCCCGCCCCUGCACACACCUGUUCCCAUCCACCUAACCACCUGUGACCUCUGUAUACAUACUGCAUCUCCGUGUUUCCACUCACCAGUUGUCCGAUUGUCUUCGUGCUCAUUGCCAAGCUCCCAAGUCUUCCUGCUCCUGACUGUUUGCCGCCCUUUUGGCACUGUUGCCUGAUUUGUUUGCCUUAUUUUAACAGUAAAGACUUUGUCUGCCAUCAUUGACUCUGUUGUGCUUUAGAGCCUCGAAUUUUUGGAGUUACAUGAUAAAUUGACCCCACCUAGAUCAAUCAGUUAUGGGAAGUUAAAGAAUCUGUUAAAAAAUGAAAGAUGCAUAUCGGAAAUAAUUUUGGCAUCCUAAACUAUAAAAGAACAAUAAUGUGCUUCAAGGAAUUAUUCAAAUUGUUUUCUUCUAUAUACGAUUGUCAGAUUCUGUUUGAAACACGACUGAUCCAAGCCUUUUGAGACUGAACAAUGAACAUGAUCACAGUUCAACCUGCCAAUUUCAACGCAGGUUUUUUUUUUUACGAGCACUUACAGAAAAAUGUCUACAAUAAAGGUCAUCUUGCAGGUUGUCUGACAAGUUAUCUGGCUAAAGCGCGUGUGUGCGUGUGUGUGUGUGUGUUUCAAAAUUUUAGAAGACACUGUUCACAUGUAAUGUAAUUGUCUUCACACACGUACGUGUAUAGUGUUGUUGAAGUUAAAAUGUGGGUGUCUGUUGUCAGAAAUCUUUCUUUCUGCUGCCUCAUGACCACAAACAUAAUAAUAUUGUUGCAUAAUUUGGCUCCCAAAACACUUUUGAUUUAUUCUCCACACAAGCGAACUCAACCAACAUUGCAUUGUCAUGGAUGCACCUGAAAAGAGAAGAAGUACAUGCACUGUACAAGUGGACUGUGUUCAAAACUGUUCUGAGACUCCGGAUUGUCAUCACCUGCUAUAAGAGUAAAAUAAAGGUAAAUCCUUAAUAACA
Messenger RNA from Hippoglossus stenolepis (Pacific halibut), 3837 nucleotides. Its product is annotated as T-box transcription factor TBX2b-like. Gene Ontology annotation, biological process: positive regulation of DNA-templated transcription; regulation of transcription by RNA polymerase II; cell fate specification. Gene Ontology annotation, molecular function: DNA-binding transcription factor activity, RNA polymerase II-specific; RNA polymerase II cis-regulatory region sequence-specific DNA binding. The transcript is spliced from 7 exons. Gene Ontology annotation, cellular component: nucleus. The record is from RefSeq and is a predicted model, not a curated record. NCBI's taxonomy places the organism in Eukaryota, Metazoa, Chordata, Actinopteri, Pleuronectiformes, Pleuronectidae. Bases 311 to 2269 code for a protein of 652 amino acids.